Molecule: messenger RNA, 1453 nt
Organism: Bombus huntii
Lineage: Eukaryota; Metazoa; Arthropoda; Insecta; Hymenoptera; Apidae
Product: elongation of very long chain fatty acids protein 6-like
Exons: 3
Coding region: 279-1112 (277 amino acids)
Biological process (GO): very long-chain fatty acid biosynthetic process; fatty acid elongation, polyunsaturated fatty acid; sphingolipid biosynthetic process
Cellular component (GO): endoplasmic reticulum membrane
Molecular function (GO): fatty acid elongase activity
Source: RefSeq, a predicted model, not a curated record
AUAUAGUGUCAGGAGUGGGAUGUUAGACGCUCUACGUCAGUUGCAAAUGUUCAUUAUCCAAGUAUACCAUUUCUCAUUGCCGAGUUACACACGUACGAAGAGAAAGUGCAGAGGUACUUGGAUCCGGGAAAUAUUUCCGUAGAAAUAAAAACUGGACUCCAAAGUGUUUCAUCGUUUCGAAGAAGUAAAAUCGCGUUCAACUUAAAUUGGCAACAAAGACGAAGACUGUAUCUUCUUCCUAAGCUUUUGAUAAUCAGCAAGUAGAAAAAAUAUCCAACAUGAACAACCUGGGUCAUACGCCGCUCACUGUACCAAAUUACUCGUAUAUCUUCGACUUCGAAAAAAACUUCGAUUUCUGGGAUACUCAAAUGUGGUUUAAGGACCAGUUUCCGAACUGUUUUUAUUAUUGUGGUAUCUAUGUCGCCCUAAUUUUUGCCGGGAAACAUUACAUGUCAAAUAGGCCAAAAUACGAAUUGAGAGGCAUGCUUAUUUUGUGGAGUGCACUGCUUGCAAUAUACUCCAUUUUUGGGUUUCUUAGAAGCAUGCCGGGUAUGUUUCAUGUAUUAAGGCAUCAUGGAUUUUACCACAGCAUCUGUAUACCUAGCCAUCUUACUCAAGAUCCAGUUUUCGGUUUUUGGUCGUGGACCUUUGCCCUAUCGAAGCUAGUAGAAUUUGGCGACACAGCCUUCAUUGUGUUACGAAAGCAACCGUUGAUUUUUCUACAUUGGUACCAUCACGUAACAGUCCUUCUCUAUACCUGGUUCUCUUAUGCAGAGGCCACAGGAAAUGGCAAGUGGUUUGGCUUGGUAAACUCUUUCGUUCAUGCCUGGAUGUACUCCUAUUAUGCUCUGAAAGCAAUGCGGUUCAAUAUACCAAAAUGGGUCGCCAUGUUUGUUACUACGCUACAGCUAUCACAAAUGGUUGUGGGUUGCAUUUUAACUGCAUCAGCUUACUACUAUGUACACAGUGCCCAAGUUGAAUGUCACGUUACGCCUUUGAACAUCAAACUUGCUAUGCUGAUGUACCUCAGCUAUUUCAUUUUAUUUGCCAGAUUCUUCCAGCAGGCUUAUUUAUCUAACAAACACAUAAAAAAAAUUGGAAAGAAGGAUUAGCCUAAUAGAUCUGCAAGUUAUAACAAGCUGAAGUUUAUGUAGAGCAGGUGAAAAAUUUUUUAAAUCUUUUUUACGGAUGCUUUUCAGUGACAUAUCUUAAGAAAAACUUUAUCAAAAUCUCAUGUGAUGGAUAUGGACGUCAAGAAAUAAUUUGAUGAAUAUAAUUCUCUGAAGCCUUUGUGAAGGCAAAGUUGUAAAGAUUGAUUGUGAAUGAAAGAAAAUGGAGAAAUAGAAUUAAAGUAAAUCUCGCACACUAAAUCAGAAAUAAAUUUUUAAUAUCUUAACGAUAUUAUCGUUAACUAUAGUACGAAUGAAUUAAUAAAUCUCGUCCUGGAAACACA